Molecule: messenger RNA, 312 nt
Organism: Funneliformis mosseae
Lineage: Eukaryota; Fungi; Glomeromycota; Glomeromycetes; Glomerales; Glomeraceae
Source: the annotation of a GenBank genome assembly
AUGGAGAACCAAGGGAGCUCAGUUAAUACAAAAGUUCCAUUUGAUGUGACAGAGAUCACCACUGACGAUAUCAAUAUGAAGGAUAUUGUAAUCACCUUUACUCAAAGCAGUGAUAAAACCGAGAAGAUGAUUGGUAUAAACAAAUCUCAAAUUAUCACUCUAGCACUAAAUUUACUCAGCACAAAUAGUUUUAUUCGUAGAAUUUACUAUAGUCACCUGUGGUUGUCUUUAUCACCAAAAGUGUCUCGAAGGGUUUCUCUUGAACGUAGCAAAAAUAAGAGGCAAGCUAACAUGUCCGAAUUGGGAUUGUAA